AUACAGACAAAAGUGAUACUGGCAAUCGUACGGACUCCGGGAACCUACAUUUCACGCACAUAGUUUUUCUUGUUCUACGAGUUCCCGUCAAUGUCCCCGCUGAAUAUCCGGCAAACGGUCGUUAAACCAUUUCAACGGCUCAACGAGAAUCUAUUUGAAUACCUACAAUGAAUUUUACACCGAGUAGAAAAAGUCUUGGAGUUUCAGAUGAUAAAAAUAAGUAUGAUCACGAUCUGCAACUUUAUCGUGAAAUCCCUGAUUUAGAUAUAAAUUUGGACGAAUUUGAAGAAUGGGCAAUUGAAAGACUGAAAGUUUUACAAAUCCUCGAACAAUUGAGUUUGAAAGGAAAUACAAAUAACUAUGAAGAUUAUAUUAAAUCAGUACUUCAAGAAAUAAAAAAAGAAGGACUUAAACACAUGUUUAAAUUGAUAAAUGGUGGUGUAUACAAAGACUAUAAUGAAAACUGUGAAGCAAGAAAAAGAGAUUUAUGCUCACAUUUUAUUCUUAGACUUGUUUAUUGUAAAAAUGAUGAGUUGCGAAAAUGGUAUAUUAACAGAGAAAUAGAAUUAUUUAAAUUACGCUGGUCACUUCUAUCAAAAUCUGAGAAAUUAAAAUUUUUGUCAUACAAUAACACAAAUUAUUCUGCAGUUAAUGAAGAAGAACAAAAUAUAUUGACUGAAAAUAUGCGUUCUUUUACAACUUCUGGAAGUACUAAUGAAUACUUUAAAGUUCAUUGGACACAAGUGUUAGAUUUAGUCCGUAAUAGGAAAGUUUUCUUAAGCGAUGGAUUUGCUUAUGUCGUACAAAAUGAUGUUAUUUCAGGAAUUUGUCAAACAUUUCGAUCUGAGCUUUCCCAAGAACUUAUUAAAUGUUUUCAAAAAUUCAGUGUCAUAUGUGAAGAUGAACGAUUUGGAGCUUUUAUUAAAUACUUACAUCAAUCAUACAUGGGUAAAAAUUACUCUGUUGCAGAAAACAUGUCUACAUUAUCUAUUAGUACCAUUGAUCAUGCAUCCAAGGAUUCAUUUCCUUUAUGCAUGAAACGUUUACAUGUAAAUUUGAGAAGUGAACAUCAUUUAAAACAUCAAGCUCGUCAACAGUAUGGUUUAUUUUUAAAAGGAGCUGGUUUGUCUCUCGAAGAAGCAUUGGUAUUUUGGAAAUCAGAAUUCACUAAAAAAAUGGAUGCAGAUAAAUUUGACAAACAGUAUAGUUACAAUAUAAAACAUAAUUACGGCAAAGAAGGUAAAAAAACCAACUACACACCAUACAGUUGUAUGAAAAUAAUUAUGGGUGCAGUAGGCAUUGAUGAGUAUCAUGGUUGUCCAUAUAAGCACACCAGUAGUCAAGCAUUGAAACAAUUACUCGAGACUACAAAUAUUUCAGCUCAAAGUAUUCAAGAAAUCCUUAAUCUUUCUCAAAACGGUCAUUAUCAAAUUGCCUGUACUAAGUAUUUUGAAGCAAAACAUGGUAUAUCACCUCGUUCUACAGCUAUAAACCACCCGAAUCAAUUCUUUGAAGAAAGUCAGAAAUUAAAAGGGCGUACUAAUGAAGAAUCUAAUCAUAAUGGAGAAUCUUUUCUUAAUGAUUCUCUAGUCAAUUCUUCAGUUAUGGAUGACCUAUCAAUGGCAGAACUGGAGGAAAGUAUGGAUUGUUAGUAAUAUAUACCUAAACUUAUUAAACUUAUUUUAAAAUAAAAAAAUUAAUUUAAGAUAAAACUGUUUACAUUGUUUGUAUUGUUAAACUAUGAUUACUGUAGUUUUUAUCAUUUUUAUAUUAUUAUUACUUGAAUGUAUGAUUAUUAUCCAGUUCCCCAACUUUUUUGAGUCAGCCAAUUCCAAAAUUAACUAAAAAAAACUUAAUGAAUCCUCCAACAAAUAAGUAUAC
Sipha flava (yellow sugarcane aphid) is the source of this 1881-nucleotide messenger RNA. RefSeq names its product probable DNA primase large subunit. Bases 168 to 1652 code for a protein of 494 amino acids. The record is from RefSeq and is a predicted model, not a curated record. Gene Ontology annotation, cellular component: alpha DNA polymerase:primase complex. Gene Ontology annotation, biological process: DNA replication, synthesis of primer. NCBI's taxonomy places the organism in Eukaryota, Metazoa, Arthropoda, Insecta, Hemiptera, Aphididae. The transcript has 10 exons.